UCAACAUGUGCUCCGUUUGAGUAAUUUGUUUAAAAGUUUUGUGAAUAAUCUGUAGUUUUCUCGGAAAACGGCACCAACAGGAUAAAAGAAAGACCAUGGGUAAGAUUCCAUUGUUCCACGAGUCUGACCAGGAGGAGGAAAAGGAUGAAAUCGAGUUUAAGACCAACAAAAGUUACGCCAAACACUACGAUGAGUUUCGCAAGAAGGAGGUUUUGGGGCAAUUGAAAAACUUGGACUCAGAGGGUGAAUCUUCGUCCAGCGAGGAUGAAACGACGGACGAGGAAGUGGUCGAUCCGGACUUUGAUAAAGAAUUUUUCAGAACGCUGGCUUACUUGAAGCGGCGUGAUCUGGCAAAGUACGAGGAAAAACCCUCGUUCUUCGAAAAUGUUAAACCGGUGGAGGAAGUAGCGUUGGAGAAGCGAAAGAAAAAGGAGAAACCGAUGACCCUGAAGGACUACGAAAGGAAGGUGAUUAUGGAGAAGGGUGGAGUCUACGAGGAUGAAGAUGAGAAUCCACGGCAGCAACCGAGACCGGAGUCGCCUUCGUUGGUGCAGCAGCAGGAGCAGAUCAAGAACGAGAUCAGACAGGCGCUUAGCAAGAUUGAUACGGACGAUGAGGCAGAGGAAGAAGAGAAGGGUGGACUACUAAAGGAGAGGAGUAAAAGCAAGGAGGAAAAUGAACGGGAACAAGCGGAUUACUUGUCUUGGUUGUCGGAUAAAAAAGCUAAGGAUGUUCCUUCGGAGGAGGUAAAACCGCUGCAACCGUUGAAGGAAUUCUGGAGCAGUAAGUCGCUGUCCAAGGAGGAUGCAUUUUUGAAGGAUUACAUUCUGAACAAAAGAUUCGUUGAUAAUUCCGGAGAAGUACCAUCCUACGAUGACAUAGUGGCCACGUCGGAAGAUGAGGAGGAACUCGAGAAGCAGGAGGAAUACGAAAGGCAGUAUAAUUUCAGAUUUGAGGAACCGGAUGCGGAGUACAUCAAAAGGUAUCCUAGAAAUGUAGAAGAAUCGGUUCGCAUUGAGCGCAAUAGGAGAAAGGAGCAGAGACAGGUUUUGAAAGAGCGAAAGCAACGAGAAAAAGAACAGCAGAAACGGGAGUUAGAAGAGUUGAAGGCAAUUAAAUUGCAGGAAAUCAAAGACAGAAUUCAAAAGUUGAAGGAAAUUGCAGCGACGGAGAAUAUGACACUGAACGAGGAGGAAUUGGAAUCGGAUUUCGAUCCGGAAGAGCACGACCGGCGGAUGCAACGGAUGUUUGAUGACGACUACUAUGGGAUCGAUGAAGGUGACCAGAAGCCGGAGUUUCCAGACUUGGACGAAGAGAUGGGCAUUGAGAAUUAUGAUCGCGAAAAGAUUGAUGCAGAUGGACAGCAACAGAAUGCUGAUGGACCGUACUGCGAGGACGAUGACUUUGUAAUGGAUGCCGACUACGAGGAGAAUCAGAAGAAGAAGAAAGAUAAGAAAGAUCUAGAGGAAGAACUGCUGGAGGCCAGUGGUUCCAAGAAGACAAAGAAAGGCAAGAAAAUUUCCAAGUUUGCGGAAGCGCUGAAGAAGGAAAAGCCACUGUUCGAUCCGGAAGACGAGAAGACCUACGGAGAGUACAUCGACGAGUACUACAAGCUCGAUUACGAGGACAUAAUUGGAAACACACCAUGUCGCUUCCGGUACGUGGAAACGUUGCCGAAUGAUUUCGGAUUGACCGUGGAAGAGAUUUUGAUGGCCAACACUCGAGAGCUAAAUCGAUGGGCUAGCGUGAAAAAGACCGUUCAAAUUCGACCGAAAUACUCAGAAUUGAGUGAAAUUGAAGUCUACAAACGGAAGGCUCAAAAUGAAGAACUCAAAAGGAAAAUCCUGCCAAGUUUGUAUACUCCACAGGACGAAAAGAGUGACGAAGACGACGAAAUCAAGCAGAAAAAGGUAAACACGAUAACCAAACUGGACGACCAGGAUUCGGUCGAGAAUCCUGAAACCGUCUCAGCGGAAGGUAAAAAGAAGAAAAAGAAAAAGAAGAAACCAACUGUGGAUGAAAGUUCUAUAAAGGAUGAGAAAUCGGAUGAGAAAUCGGAUGCUACGGAAGAAACUGUCGAAGCAACAGAAACGAGUGCAGAAAAUAAGAAAUCCAAGAAGAAACGUAAGAAUACCGAACAUGUUGAACAACUCGAAGAAACCACGACGGCUGAAAAGCAAGAAAAACCUGCAAAGGAGCAUCAAAAGUCGAAGAAACGUAAACGUGAAGAUACCGAGCAGGUUGCAUCCGAAGAGAACAAACCACACUCGAAGAAAAUAAAACACCAAACGUUCAAUAAGGACCGCAAGCACAAGAGCCACUUCGAGUCGAACCAAGCGCCCACGAAUGUUACCGACAGCCGACUGCGGGCGUUCGGUAUCAAUCCGAGAAAGUUCCACAAUAAGCUUAAGUACGGCGGCAACCAGAGUAAGCAAUCUGGUGAUGCAGCAGAGCAACAUCAUAAUGAAAGUCAGCAUAAGCAUCAGAACCAGCGCGGGAAGUUUGGUAAUAAGGGUGGAAAGUUCAAAAAUAAGCAUUGGGGCAAAAAGUAGAAUGCGCGAAAGUUAUAAGCGCCAGAGAAUGUAGAU
Molecule: messenger RNA, 2588 nt
Organism: Ochlerotatus camptorhynchus
Lineage: Eukaryota; Metazoa; Arthropoda; Insecta; Diptera; Culicidae
Product: protein KRI1 homolog
Exons: 4
Coding region: 96-2552 (818 amino acids)
Biological process (GO): endonucleolytic cleavage in ITS1 to separate SSU-rRNA from 5.8S rRNA and LSU-rRNA from tricistronic rRNA transcript (SSU-rRNA, 5.8S rRNA, LSU-rRNA)
Cellular component (GO): nucleolus; 90S preribosome
Source: RefSeq, a predicted model, not a curated record